This is a messenger RNA of Plenodomus lingam JN3, 249 nucleotides long. The record is from RefSeq and is a predicted model, not a curated record. NCBI's taxonomy places the organism in Eukaryota, Fungi, Ascomycota, Dothideomycetes, Pleosporales, Leptosphaeriaceae.
AUGUAUGCAGGUACACUGUCAACAUCUCCCGCUGCCCUUCUCCUACCGAGGGUCUACCAAGCACCUCGGAUUAUUAAGCGAGCCUCUUUGAAGAUACGAGCCGAGAAAUGGUUCGACUAUGGUGUGAAAGCCGGCUACGGACAUUGGUUCGACGAUGAGGUCGAAGUCGGCUACGGACAUUGGGUCGACAACGAGGUGAAAAGCCCGGCUAGGGAUAUUGCUCCGAUACAAUCUCGUCCCCUUGGCUAG